GGGGGGCCGGGCCCAGACCGUCCGCGACAGGAAGAGGCCAGAACGGCUGGGUGAGGCGCCGAGACGGUUUAGCGGUGAGCCGGGCCCGGGCGCAGCUCAGCAUCGCGAGCGUGGCCGUCGUCAGAGCCGGGCGAGCGUUGGGGGCUCCGGAGCAGCCGUCGCUGUCGCCGCCGACGUCGCUGUCGCCGAUCCGGAGGACGCGGCCCGGAGAGGCCUGCAGGCCUAGCGCGGCCCGGGGGAGCCCGACGAGUAUCUGCCGUGAGUAAAACCCAGCGCCCUCUGCGCGGCGCCUACCCGGGGAAGAUGGAGGAGAUUUCGUUGGCCAACCUGGAUACUAACAAGCUGGAGGCCAUCGCCCAGGAGAUCUAUGUAGACCUGAUAGAGGAUUCCUGCCUGGGAUUCUGCUUUGAGGUGCACCGGGCGGUCAAGUGUGGCUACUUCUACCUGGAGUUCGCAGACACCGGGAGCGUGAAGGAUUUUGGCAUCCAGCCAGUGGAAGACAAAGGCGCCUGCCGCCUCCCGCUCUGCUCCCUUCCCGGAGAACCUGAGAAUGGGCCCCAGCAGGAGCUGCAGCGUUCACCCCCAGAAUUCCAGUAGUCACCACGUGAGAGAGGGCGACAGUGACCAGGACAGUAGUGUAGACUGGUCCCCGUGGCUUGGAGGAGUAAGCUAAGUUGGAGAAGAAAAAAAAAAGGGAAAAAAAAAAGAUAAGAGUCCCAGUUACCCUCAAAGAUCUUAGCGUGAAAAAUAGACAAACAAACAAACAAAAGCGCAAAGAAGAGAAUUUAACAAUUUGGAUCCAUUUGGAAGGAUACCCAGUGUCAGAUCUUACAUCCUGGGCAGGACAGUGUCCACAGGCAGCAUGCUGUAUUUUAAGCUCUAUAAAAUACACCCGGAUGUACAAGAUCCCUCCCUGUGCUGCCCUCCGUACACAGGUGAGCAGCUGUGUACCCAGCAUCUCAAAUUCUUUUGUUUCUCAGAUUUUGCAUCUGCUUGAUGUCAAGGGCUUCCGGCAAAGUUUGGAUGCUGUUGGUGGUCAGGCCAUGGUCAGUCAGCUUCAGUGGACUGCUCCUCUGAUAUCUAAGCCUCCAGUUGGGCCUCUUUGAUACACGUGAAAGUCAGGUGUGAGACUUGGGUACUCAAACAAAAAUACUAAUUCCCGUUUGAAUUUGGUAGGAAGCCCAGGCCUUGUCUACAAGAAGUUCAGAACCACCUGUUUCCCAGAGGUCCAGCAUAUUCUGUGAUUUCAGCUGACGUGGGGACAAAGCCUCACCUUUGGCUCAUCAAAAGCCCCGUCUUUCCAUUCCACUUAGUGGCAAAGGUUUGGCCAAGGCCAAGUUGGUUUACAAGCAGUCGAAGAUUUUGUUCCGAUGCUGUGAGGAUGAAGUAGACCUCUGCAACUGCAGGCCAUCUCCACCUGGAAGUUUCGUAUCUUGAGCCUCUGUGGACCUAAGUUUGAUGGGACAGUCUUUUCCUACUUUAGAGUUACUGGUGAUGUAACCAGCCUAUGGUUCUGACUCGAUGAUUGUGAUAAGUCACUGUCCUCCAGGGGCACCACAGAACUAUUAGAAGGGUGCAGUGGCCAAGCAGGAGACUGUUUGAAAAAUUGAGCCAGGAGGGAACUUUUUGCAUCUACCCUCAGUAAUGUGAAUGAGUUAAUGCUAAGGGUCCUGAAACAGGCCUUGCUUACCUGGUACCGUUGUAGAAUCUUUUUUCCUUAAAUUGGGCAGUCAAACUUCUGCUUUGGUGACUUAAGCCCACUGCCACCUUCUCUGCCCUCACAAAUGACAGUCCACUGGGUCCCCUGGUCCUCCUUAGCAGCAGGAGCUGUUUUUUUGGUUUGGGAAGUUAGGAAAAGACCUCCAAAUUUCUCUGACUUUGGAGGCUGGGAUAGGAGCAGAUGGGAAGUGAGCGGUGGAUCAAACUGCCCUCUGUGUUAGUCCCUAAGGGAGGGUUGAUGGGGGGUAGGAGGGUGGGAGUCCUGAGGUGUGCAGAACAGAACGGUGCUGCUUUAUUUGAGAUGUUUUCUUACCUCAUUCUGUGCCCCAGUCAAGGGUCCAGCCUCAUCUGUCUGGCUUGGCCAUGUUCCUGUCACUGCUCCACUGCCUAUCUGGUGCAGCUCAUGAUUCCCGGUGCUGCUUGCCACUCCAUUUCAGUUCAUCUCCAGGGUUCCUGCCUCUGAAGCCUGCAUGUUUCCUCUUUCCUUCUUUUGUUUUGUUUUUGCUGUUGCUUUCUUAAAUUUUUAGGUUUUUAUGUUGUUGGUUUUACCUGUUUUUAUGGAAGACUGGGAGGAGAAUCUUCUCAUGGCUCCCUCCCUUUUAAAUGGGGAUGAGAAAAUAACUUAAUUUUUUGUUAUGUUUUGUUUUUUUUUGUAUUUACAUAGAACUCUUUUUCUCUUACAUAGAACUGCCUUGCUAGUCUAUGCCCCCGCUUUGUCAUGAGUUCUCUCUUCCCAUUGCUGCUUGGAUGUUGCCUCUUAGGACUUAGAGCAGAACCAUGAAUGCUGGUGUACACAAGGAUGGAGUUUGCUGUGCUCCACUUUCUAACCCUACUGUGGACAUGUCUCCCUUUUCCCGGGCUCGCUCUGAACUGGAUGAACUGAUGUGGGUCACUCAAGAGUUAAGGAAACCACAGUGAUUGGGCCUUGAGACCAUCUGUUGCUUUCUCAGAGUUUUCCAGCUCAGGGUUAGGGCCUAGUUACAGUUUGAUGGAAAAAAAAAAUGAAACCUUGGCCAGAAACUAAAGAUACUUUUAAAAGAUCCCUUGCUACUUGAGUUGUUUCAGCACCUUCAGUGAAUUCAAGGAAAAGCGGUCUUAAAGAUUCCUGUGUACAAGUAUUGGGAAACAGAAUGAAAGGGAGAAAGGCCACGGCCCGCCCACUCUUGCCUUCAGAUAGGGAGCUCAAAUGUGACUUUCAUAUUUUCUUUCUACUCUUUUUCUGGCUAGAACAAGAAGUGGGUGGUAGUUUGGGGUAAUAGUUUGCUCACAUUACUUCCCUUUGUUUAUGUUUUCUGUCUCCAUCAUCUCCACUAGGGCCAUAGCUCCCCACCCUGUGUAGAUAUAAGGUGGGCUCAGUUCAGCCUUUACUGCCCUGAGGGAACACUACUUUUUUGGAAGCUAAUGUUCUCCACCAUAUAGUUGACAGUGGUUAGGAACUGUCCCUUCCCUGCUUUUCCUGUAACAGCAGAAUUCUAUACUUCUCUUCAAUUAAUUGUAUUGACCACUCUGUAAUCCUAUUAUGUAUCUGGGUGUGUGUGUGUAUGGGGGAAAGGGGUUCUUUAAAAAUUCUGUGGUUUGUGGUUUUUUCUUCCAUAAAUAAGUUCCCAUCACCGCAUGCCCAGGGGCCACUGCCUGGCAUUAUCGCAUGCUGGGAUCAUUGGGGGAGGGUAGUGUGAAACUUACCACUGUCUUUUGUUUUGGAGAUUCUUAUUUUUUAAUAAGUAAUCCAUCCUAUACAAAUAGCUAUUAACUCUGUGUGUUUCCCUGCCCAUAUGGCUGCUGGUGUAAAUAAAUUGCAUUUUCCCGUUGCUAAACAGUAAUAAUAAAAUUUAAAAAAUACA
Messenger RNA from Mesocricetus auratus (golden hamster), 3560 nucleotides. RefSeq names its product ataxin 7 like 3B (gene Atxn7l3b). Bases 304 to 597 code for a protein of 97 amino acids. Lineage: Eukaryota; Metazoa; Chordata; Mammalia; Rodentia; Cricetidae. The record is from RefSeq and is a predicted model, not a curated record. The transcript has a single exon. Gene Ontology annotation, biological process: regulation of gene expression.